GCGGGUCCCGGCCGUUGGCUGAGCGGGACCUGUGAGCGGGUGGGUGGGCACCAGGCUCGCUCAGAGGCCAGGCCUGUCCGGGGCCAGCAGGAGAGAGAUCAGACAGGAGGCGAGAAGUUAAGAACCCCCACGCAAAAAUGGCUGACAAAGGCAAAAAGGGCAAGGCGGUCGCGGCACCUACACCCGGGCCCGCAGAUAAGCCGCCGCCCCCUCCUCCAGCUGCCGAACCGGAGGACAAGAAAGACCAAGAAGACAAGAAAAAGGCAAAGUCGGUGCAGCCCACGGAUGAAGUGGGCACCAGGAAGGGGUGUCGCCGCUACGGGUGGGAAUUAUUGAACAGCAAUAAAGAGUUCUGGAUGAUGGGGCACGCCGAGGUCAAGAUCCUGAGCUCGCAGGGCUGCCUAAUAGCCGCACUGGUACUGUUCACGGAGACCAGCGUGCACCCUCUCCUGACGCUCAUCAUCACUAUGGAGCUGUCCGUCUUCUGCUUCUUCUUCAUUGCCUACACCCUCGCCAUCAACAGAUACACGUCCUUCAUCCUGUGGCCCAUGUCUGACCUUCUCAAUGACUUGUUUGCCUUUAUGUUCCUUAUGGGAGCUGUGGUCCUAGCUGCAAAAAGUCGACAAACCAUGCCAGUGCCCUACUUAGCUGCUAUGAUCCUCAUUGGUAUAGCUGGAAUGUUUGCUUUAUUGGAUAUAUGUCUUCAAACAAAACAUUUCAAAGGCAAGACGAUUCAAAAGAAUGUGCUGGCUCCUCCUCCAAAACAGGAACAAAUGGAUGAAAAUCCAAAGGAAGCAGUAAAACCACCAGAAAAGGCACCAGAAAAAGCACCAGACAAAGCAGAAAAGCCAAAGGAAAAAGAAAAGGGAGGCAAGAAAUGACUCAAAGGAGACCCCUGUUGUCGAAAGCAGCAGUGCGUUUUACAACAAAACAUUUCCACUGUCUUUAUUGUCUUCUCUCUAGAAUGGUUUUCUUUUCCAUCCUAAUUACCAACUUUGCUUGGAAAAGAAAUUCCUCUUUAAAUGGAUUUUAAAGCUUAA
Hyaena hyaena (striped hyena) is the source of this 1040-nucleotide messenger RNA. It is a transcript of the gene CMTM2, whose product is annotated as CKLF like MARVEL transmembrane domain containing 2. The coding region runs from base 138 to 881 and encodes 247 amino acids. Lineage: Eukaryota; Metazoa; Chordata; Mammalia; Carnivora; Hyaenidae. Gene Ontology annotation, cellular component: membrane. The transcript has 4 exons. The record is from RefSeq and is a predicted model, not a curated record.